Penaeus vannamei (Pacific white shrimp) is the source of this 2575-nucleotide messenger RNA. Its product is annotated as zinc finger protein 271. The record is from RefSeq and is a predicted model, not a curated record. Gene Ontology annotation, biological process: regulation of gene expression. Gene Ontology annotation, cellular component: nucleus. NCBI's taxonomy places the organism in Eukaryota, Metazoa, Arthropoda, Malacostraca, Decapoda, Penaeidae.
CCUGAAUCCGGUCUGUUUCCACGAACGUCAACAAAGCAAGGAAGAAAAACACGAAAAAAUUGUCUCCUUUUUGUGUCUAAAAUAUCAUUAACGGAACUUCGUGUAUCGCCACUAUUAGCAUCAGCCAGGAUUAUUAAGACACGCAGGAGGAAUGUUAUGGCUUGUGAAAGGGUGACUUCAAUUACUAUCAUGGAUGGCAUACAUUUAGAAACUUUUCAUCGUAACUCAGUGGAAUCCAUUGAUAUGAAGGAUGAGAAGGUGGAAGCCAUCAGUCAGAAUGAUUGCCAGGAUAUCGAUGAAGAAAUUAUUGAGGCUAUCCAUGGAGAGAGUACUGUCUUUAUAAAGACUGAAGAUACGGGUAAUGUAAAAGGUGAGAGGCCAGCGUCUGAAGAAGUCAAAAGUCUGGGCAAAGAAGCAGUUGGUGAAUGUGACUUGGGCAUUGUCAUGUGUGAAGAUGUAGAUCCAUUAUCUAAGGAUUGUGAGAGCAAAUGCUCAUCAGAUGAUGUUCGUGAAGGGGAUGAAGAGGCAUCUAAAGAAGUGGAUGCAGUUAAGAAACAUUUCCUAUGUGAUGUAUGUGGUAUGAAAUUCUCUUGUGAGGAUAAGAUGUUGAAACACUCAGAAAUGCAUAGAAAAGGGAAGCUCUUUAUAUGUGACAUUUGUCAUAAGUCAUUCUCUCAGAAAUCCCAUAUAGUAUGCCACAUGAGAGUACAUACAAAGGAAAAACCUUACAUUUGUGAGUUAUGUAACAAGGCCUUUUCUGUAAAAUCAACGUUAGAUGGUCACAUGAGAGUACAUACAAAUGAGAAGCCUUAUAGCUGUAAGGUAUGCAGUAAUUCCUUUACAUGGCAAAGUCAUUUAUUGAGGCACAUGAGAAUUCAUACAAAAGAGAGACGAUACUGUUGUGAGAUUUGCAGUAAGGUAUUUGUUGACUCCAGUAAUCUCUCACGACACAUGAAAAUACACAAACAUGAGAGGCCUUAUGGUUGUGAUAUUUGCAACAAAGCUUUUUCUCAAAAAGGUAAUUUACUGACUCACAUAAGAACACAUACACAGGAGAAGCCCUAUAGCUGUAAAGAAUGUGGAAAGGAAUUUUCACAGAAAAAAGGUUUAGAUCACCACUUAAGAACACACACAAAAGAGAAGCCUUAUAGUUGUGAAAUUUGUGGAAAGUCAUUUUCUGUGAAAUUUAGUGUGAAGAAGCACCAAAUAGUACAUACAAAUGAAAGACCCUAUGAUUGUGAGAUUUGUGGCCAGAAAUUUACUGCGAAAGAAUGUCUGGUAAGACACAUGAGAAGACAUACAAAUGAGAAGCCUUAUCAGUGUGACUUAUGCAACGAGACUUUCAUUACCAGGGCACAUCGAUCAUACCACAUGAAAGUACAUACAGAGGAAAGGCUGUAUACUUGUGAGGUCUGUAAUAAGUCAUUUUCAUAUAAAAAGGGUCUAAUGUUGCACAUGACAGUACAUUCUGAUGAUAAACCCUAUUCUUGCCGUACAUGUAGCAAGGCUUUCAGGAGAAGGAAUGAUCUAGUACAUCACCUGAAGAGGCAUACAAAUGAGAGGCCUUAUAGUUGUAACUUUUGUGAUAAAGCAUUCCAAUUGAAAAACUCUCUUUUGGCGCACAUUAAAAUACACACAAACGAAAAAGCUUUUAGCUGUGAAGUGUGUAGUAAAUCAUUCAUUUCAAAUAAUAGAUUGGUGAGGCAUCUUAGAGUGCAUUCAACGGUGAAGCCCUAUAAUUGUGAGAUUUGUAGCAGGUCAUUUUCAGAUAAAAAUUAUUUGACAAAACAUAUGAGAACACACUCAAAGGAGAAGCCUUUUACCUGUGAAUUGUGUAAUAAUUCAUAUACAUGGAAACAUGCUUUAAUGAUCCACAUGAGAACACAUGGCGAUGAAAGGCCAUGUGUCUGCGAUAUUUGCGGCAAGGCAUACAAAUAUGAAAAUACUUUACGAACUCACAAAAAAACGCAUACCAAAGGUACCCAGGAUACAAAGAGUGAAAAGGAUAUGGAGGAUUCUCAGGAUACAAAGAAUAAAAAGGAUACGCAGGAUUCUCUCCAUACAGAGACUAAAAUGGAUAUGCAGGAUUCUCUCCAUACAGAGACUAAAAUGGAUAUGCAGGAUUCUCAGCAUACAGAGAGUGAAAAGGAUACACAAGAUUCCCAGGACACCCAAAAAAAUCAAAAUCUAUACCUAAUAAUGCUUCCUCCUAUACAUCUUAUAUAUACACCCUUAUCUUUACCCAAUAAUCCCCUGGAGCCAACUCAGCUGGCUGCCAAGGAUGUAUGCUGAUAAAAAAUUAUCAAUGUCAUUCAAGACAGUGUAUAAAGAAGAGAACCUGGGGACUAGACAUAAAUGUUUACAUAGAUUGAUGUGUGUGUGGGGGGGGGGUGUUUGAGAUUAAGUGUUCAAGAGUGUGCAAGAUAUGCAAAGUGUAAAUAUAAAUUAUCAAUUUAUAAUGCAAAUUGUCAUAUGAAUUUUUGACUGCAUAUUCUAAAUAUACUGUAAUAGUAAAAUAAAGGUUAUUACUUAGGGGUAAUUGUAAAUACAUAUUGUAAUUGUAAAUGUACAAGAA